UUUAGACGAACCAGUUCCGGCUGCCAUCUUUUUUAUCUGGUUGGUAGAAAAAAUCAAAUCUCAACAUGACAGAUGUAGAAAAACUUACAAGUCCUGAUACAAAGACAAGGCAGGUGAUUUAUACUCCGAAGUAUGAUGCUAGGUUUCCCAACCAGAACUCAAACAAGAUGUGCUGGCAAUACUAUGUGGAUUACCAUCGCUGUGUAAGGAAAAUGGGAGAAGAAUAUGAUGGAUGCAUGUACUUCAAGCAGGCCUAUACAAGCCUUUGCCCAUCUGAUUGGGUUGAAAGAUGGGAUGAACAACAGGAGAAAGGAUUCUUUGCAUGUCGUAUCAUGGAUAAAUAAACGGAAUGUGUGUUAGAUUUGGACAUUGAUUUUUGAAUAUUGUCAAGGUUCACUGAUUGUAAACUUGUGUUACAUUAAAUAUAAAUAAAA
This is a messenger RNA of Ylistrum balloti, 434 nucleotides long. RefSeq lists its product as uncharacterized. Gene Ontology annotation, cellular component: mitochondrion; respiratory chain complex IV. NCBI's taxonomy places the organism in Eukaryota, Metazoa, Mollusca, Bivalvia, Pectinida, Pectinidae. The transcript has 5 exons. The record is from RefSeq and is a predicted model, not a curated record. Bases 66 to 344 code for a protein of 92 amino acids.